Molecule: messenger RNA, 204 nt
Organism: Rotaria sp. Silwood2
Lineage: Eukaryota; Metazoa; Rotifera; Eurotatoria; Philodinida; Philodinidae
Source: the annotation of a GenBank genome assembly
AUGCGUUAUAUUCCUACUAUUUUGGAUGUUAUGUGUUACCAUGACAAGGCUAAUGUCUCGUCAACAUCUUCACAAAUAUCUGUAUCAUCUCCAUUUAUAUUUGAUAUUGCUCGAUUAAAAAAUGAUGAAUUAAUCUAUAAAGAAGAAAACAUCUCCGAUGAAGCUCGUCUUUAUUUCGAUAAUAAUCGUAGUAAAUUACAGCGU